GCCUCGUUUCAAUCUCACUCUCCAGUUCACCUCCAAUUGCCUCGUUUGAGGCUACUUCCGUGCUUGAUUGGUGGUUGAGGCACUCUGAGACGCUGGACAAUGAUUGGAAGAUAUCUGACUUCGACGGGUGAUUUGAUCUAGCUUAAAACUGAUUGACAUGUUAAUCAGUAGUUAAGAUUGAUUGGCACUGGUAGUUACGUUACUCCCCCCCCCCCCCCCAGAGCCUCGUGACCUGAGGUGGUGCCACGGGUUGACCUCUGAGAGUGCCAGGAGUGCCUACACCAGGAGGGUGACACUGUCACUCAAGGUGACAGGUUCUGGUGUCACUAUCUGUCUUAAAACGGUGCCAGCGGUGUGCCUCUGGGUUCAUGAUCAUGUCUCGUUCAUUCCUCGUGGAUUCCCUCAUCUCCCCGCGGGCGUCGGAAACCAGUGGGCGUGGGCACCGCUCCUACAGCCCGCCUGGGGGCACGCCCAUGCCCGCCCUCCUACCUCUCCACCCAUGCCCUCCGGGUAAACAUAGCGAUGUCAUAUCGCUAUACUCCUGUCGUUCCUGCGUGCCCAUCCCGCCCGCGUUGAAGCAAGCCAUGGCGCCCACAUUCUCCAGCUUCACGCCCACGCUGGGGUCAAGCUUUACCCACACGCCCGCAAGCCUCCCGCCCACGCCCAUCCUGCGGCCGGUACCCGUGUCUUUGCCAAUGACUAUGUCGCAUAUCUACAGCCCUCUCUAUGUCCCGGCCGCCCACGCCCGCCCACAGCUCAACACGCCCAUCCCGCCAGAGAAGAAGUCUCCAGUUCAAGGAAUUACGAGGCCCCGCUCGGAGUCCCCAACGGAGGACGUCCCCUCCUGUAAGCGGAUCAGGACGGCCUUCACGUCCACACAGCUGCUGGAGUUAGAGAGAGAGUUCUCCGCCAACAUGUACCUGAGUCGCCUCCGACGGAUAGAGAUUGCUACGUAUCUCAACUUAUCUGAGAAACAGGUGAAAAUCUGGUUCCAGAACCGCCGUGUGAAGUACAAGAAGGAAGAGAGCGGACAGUCCAAGGAGAAGUGCUCGUGUCUAAGGACUUGUUCAGCCUCUAGGACUCGCUCCAAGGACUCCCCUGGCCCUCAGGGGUGCCACGCCAGGCAUGACGGUGAAGAGUCCUUGGAGGAGGAGAAGGUCGACGUCGAGGCGAUCGAUGGAAGUCGAUAUAAGGUCGAUUGUGAUGAAAAGGUUUUCUCUGAAUUAGGCCAGCAUCGUCAUCAAGUUCCUGAGCGUGGGCAGGAGGUGCAGGGAUAUCCUAGGCCGGACGAGGAGCAUUGUCGAAAGGCUGUUAGUGUUGACUUUAAUCCCUCUGGUGAACACGUGAGGCCCUCUGGUGAACACGUGAGGCCCUCUGCUGAACACAUCAGGCCCUCUGCUGAACACAUCAGGCCCUCUGGUGAACACAUCAGGCCCUCUGCUGAACACAUCAGGCCCUCUGGUGAACACAUCAGGCCCUCUGCUGAACACAUCAGGCCCUCUGGUGAACACAUCAGGCCCUCUGCUGAACACAUCAGGCCCUCUGCUGAACACAUCAGGCCCUCUGGUGAACACAUGAGGCCCUCUGGUGAACACAUCCGGCCCUCUGGUGAACACAUCCGGCCCUCUGGUGAACACAUCCGGCCCUCUGCUGAACACAUCAGGCCCUCUGCUGAACACAUGGCAACCCACAGCUACACAUCUGACACAGACUCAGACAAAGACAGUAGUGAAAACAUUGAUGUCAUUUGA
Molecule: messenger RNA, 1751 nt
Organism: Procambarus clarkii (red swamp crayfish)
Lineage: Eukaryota; Metazoa; Arthropoda; Malacostraca; Decapoda; Cambaridae
Product: GS homeobox 1-like
Cellular component (GO): nucleus
Molecular function (GO): sequence-specific double-stranded DNA binding; DNA-binding transcription factor activity, RNA polymerase II-specific
Source: RefSeq, a predicted model, not a curated record